AUGAACAUGAGCACCACAACCUCUGACUGCAUCCCUUCUUCCCGCCACAGCUUCUCUAGAUCUGGUCGCCAGACCCCAGAUCUGGGGUUCUUCCCGCCUCUGUCAGAGCAUUCGAUUGGCUGGCUCCUCCACAAUGGCGUAACUCUGAGCAACACCCCUCCCGCAGAGAACGAAUGCGAAGAUCCGCAUUUACGAUGUGGGCAGCGCGGACGAGUUCCCCUUCUGCAUCCACCUCGUCAGCUGGGAGAAGGAGAACGUGUCAAGCGAGGCGUUGGAGGCGGCGCGGAUAGCGUGCAACAAGUACAUGAGCAAGUGCUCACCAGCUGCAAGUGGGGCUUCACGAAGAUCGCUCGCGCUGACUUUGUGAAGUGGAAGCAGAAGAACAGGCUGGUGCACGAUGGAGUCAACGCCAAGCUGCUGGGCAACCACGGCCCUCUUGCUGACAGAAAGCCAGGCCAGCCUUCCUUACCCAGCCAGAGAAGCAUGAUGCUUAAAGCCAGGGUCUUAAAUAUUUCGCCAUUCUUUCACCUGCUAUCAUGUAGGGAUGAUUGGAUCUGUUAUUUUUUGGAGUACAGUGGCUACCAAAGCCAAGGUGGCCGUUGCCAGGCCGUGGUGCCAGCCUUCCCCAUGAUAAGCAUGCACACAACCAGUACUGCUCACUAA
Molecule: messenger RNA, 663 nt
Organism: Closterium sp. Yama58-4
Lineage: Eukaryota; Viridiplantae; Streptophyta; Zygnematophyceae; Desmidiales; Closteriaceae
Source: the annotation of a GenBank genome assembly